This is a messenger RNA of Pristis pectinata (smalltooth sawfish), 6886 nucleotides long. RefSeq names its product single-stranded DNA-binding protein 2. The coding region runs from base 34 to 1200 and encodes 388 amino acids. Gene Ontology annotation, biological process: positive regulation of transcription by RNA polymerase II. Gene Ontology annotation, molecular function: single-stranded DNA binding; protein binding. Gene Ontology annotation, cellular component: nucleus. NCBI's taxonomy places the organism in Eukaryota, Metazoa, Chordata, Chondrichthyes, Rhinopristiformes, Pristidae. The record is from RefSeq and is a predicted model, not a curated record. The transcript has 18 exons.
UUGACAGGUGCGUGACAAUCCAGCUCUUCAAGCAUGUACGCCAAAGGCAAGAGUAACACUGUACCUUCUGACAGCCAAGCCAGGGAAAAGUUAGCACUGUAUGUAUAUGAAUAUCUACUCCACGUAGGAGCACAAAAAUCAGCACAAACAUUUUUAUCAGAGAUACGAUGGGAGAAAAACAUUACAUUAGGAGAACCACCAGGCUUCUUACAUUCGUGGUGGUGUGUAUUUUGGGACCUCUACUGUGCAGCACCUGAAAGAAGAGAAACGUGUGAGCAUUCAAGUGAAGCAAAAGCCUUUCAUGAUUAUAGUGCAGCGGCAGCUCCCAGUCCAGUACUAGGAAACAUUCCUCCGGGAGACGGAAUGCCAGUAGGCCCGGUACCACCGGGAUUCUUUCAGGGACCACCAGGUUCACAGCCCUCUCCACAUGCACAGCCUCCACCGCAUAAUCCCAGCAAUCCCAUGAUGGGACCUCACAGCCAGCCUUUCAUGUCACCUCGUUAUCCAGGAGGACCCAGACCACCUCUCAGAAUACCUAACCAGUCACUUGGAGGAGUUCCAGGAACACAGCCAUUGCUGCCGAGUGGAAUAGACCCAACGCGACAGCAAGGACAUCCAACCAUGGGUGGACCAAUGCAGAGGAUGACUCCUCCCCGGGGCAUGGUUCCCCCCUUAGGACCCCAGAGUUACGGAGGAGGAAUGAGGCCCCCACUGAAUGCUUUAGGUGGUCCUGGCAUGCCAGGAAUGAACAUGGGUCCCGGAGGUGGUCGACCAUGGCCAAAUCCACCUAAUGCCAACUCAAUACCCUAUUCAUCAGCAUCACCUGGCAAUUAUGUGGGUCCCCCAGGUGGUGGAGGACCUCCAGGAACUCCCAUCAUGCCUAGCCCGGGAGAUUCAACCAACUCCAGUGACAAUAUGUACACUAUGAUGAAUGCAGUUCCACCUGGUGCUAACAGGUCUAACUUUCCUAUGGGCCCUGGUUCAGAUGGUCCAAUAGGUGCUAUGGGUGGAAUGGAACCACAUCACAUGAAUGGAUCAUUAGGCUCAGGAGAUAUGGACGGCAUUUCCAAAAAUUCUCCCAGUAACAUAAGUAUGAGUAAUCCGCCUGGCACUCCACGGGACGAUGGAGAGAUGGGUGGGAACUUCCUGAAUCCCUUUCAGAGUGACAGCUAUUCUCCAAGCAUGACAAUGAGUGUGUGAUCUCGUAUCCCUCCUCAUGAUCAAGGCCAGAAUGGUUUGCCUCUUAAAACGUGAAAUAAGUACAUCCAAGAGAAAAAUAAAAUAUUUUACAAAGCUCUGCAGAAAAAGAGGUUUUGAUUCUAGCAAAGACCCUGUUGUUCUGCAAAUGACAGGUGUCUCAUUGUGUACUGAAAGCGGGUCCAAAAUAUUCUUUUUAAGUUUACAAAACCUCAGAGACUGAACAGUUCAACCAUUUAAAUGUAGGAUAUGCCUAAUCUAGGCAAAACACAGCAACUUACAUGACUUCCCAUAGUUAAGUAAGACAUGGUGUGCUUGAUUCAGCUGUUUGAAAGAAUACAAUAACAAAUACAGCUUAAUGUGAGUCAACUUUCUUCUGUUCUUCCCUUCCAAUUCACUUUUUAGUCUCAAUAUCUCAGAAAUUAUGUUACUUGUAAUUUUGUAAUGUAUAAACAAGCUCCUGAUGAUACCUCUUUUUAUGCUUUAUAUGACAUCAUUGCUACUCAGCAGAACAAAUAUACUAGCCAAACACUGUAGGAUAUAUGUGGAAGGGAAAAAGAAAAAGCUAAUGAAUAUCUUGCACUUAAUGUUGUGUUCAGUAAGUGUUAUUCAUUAAUUAGAACUACAUUAAUUGUCGUGUGAUAUAGGAGAGAGCCUGUCUUUUAAUCAUAGAGUACAGUGGUGGAUUCGGGUCCUUAACUACAGUCCUGGCAUAUCAAUGUUGAACACUAGAUGGACUAUGCUCAUGGUCACUGACAACAGCCGACAAGUGCUAUAGUAAUUGCAGCUAAGAAAUUGCAGAAUUGUUGUUUUAUUUCUCUCUUUUCCCUUUUCCCUGACGACAUUAAAAUGAUGCUGAGAUGUAGUACUCUAGGAGUGUGAUUAAGGAUAUUUGAUGGUAAAUUGUAUAACCUGGGUGACCUGCGGUCUGCCACUAAUGGAGAAUGGCCAUCCUUGCUCAUUUAAUAUCGCACCAUAAAAUUCUGUGUUUUAGCCAUUACCUCUUUUUUAAAAAAAAAUUGAAAAUGAAACUAUCUUUUGUAAAUGUUCAUGUAUCCCUUAUUCUUCAUUUUGUGCAAAAUGAUAUAUUGUAAAUGUACAUGAUGUGUAGAUUGUAACAAACUGAAGUUUUUUGUUUGGUCUUUGAUUUGUAUGUGUGAAAAUGAGGGUUCUCAAAGUCACUGCAGUUAGGGUCUUUUCCCAUGGGGAAAGUUCUCUGGUCUGACAAUGGAACUAGUGUAAAAUUUUGUACAAAUUGCUGGCUAACUUUUUCUGUUCUCAGACCAGUAUACAAAUGUUUAAAUGAAAUUUACCAAACUUUAUCCAAAUGGAACCAUAAUUUUGAAGCUCAUUUUAAUCAUGCAUGUUUAAAAGUUGUACAAUUCUGUGUUUAACUAACGUAACCAUUUGAAGUUAACCAGCUCCAAACUCCAAUUAUACAGUUGAUAUUUUUUUAAAAAAAGUUAGUUCCUGUUACUAUAUCAAUUUUCUAUUUUAGACAAAUGAAUUAAGUGUAGAACAUGUUUUUUAAUUGUUCUGGGACUUGGGUGUGGGAACUGGUGAUAAUGAUUGCACAACACUGGAGUGUUGUACAGUUUGAAUCAUCUUGCUAUCACUUAUAAUUAUGGCAAUGGAUUUCUAGUUAGAAGUAUUUAAGAGAAGCAAAGUAAUCUGUGAAAAUUUUGCAAAAUAACAAAAAAAAAGGAAAAUUGUACGUGUAAUCCUUUCCCUGUGAUUCCUCAUUUGAAAAGGCCCUAACAAUCAGAAAUGUACGACAGCCUACUUAUUGUUUCAAGAAACAGUACAUUUCAACAAAAGGAAAAAAGGCACUGCCACAUCCCAAAAAAACUAACUUUAGUUUGGGCAUUCAGACUUUUUUUCCUUGUAUUACUUUUUGAAGAUAUUUAUAUAUUAACUAGCAAUGAAAUGCCAGUACCAUAUCAAAUGCAGAGUAAUCACAUACAAUCGUGGAUUUCAAUCUGAAUAUAAUGCUGAUCGUUGUGAAGGUUACAGAUAGCUUUCUUUUAGUAACACUUUAUUCUUUUUAUGGCCUUCAUGAAAUUAUGCCACUAAACUAUAUUUAAAUGCACAAAUUAGAGCAUUGUGAUUGGGUUCUGGGAAAGAUUGACCUGUUCUCAUUCAGCAGCUUCAGCACGCGAGUACAUUGUUCUGCAAACCAUGUCUUGAACUGCAGAAACACUUUGAACUGCCAAACUUCUUCACUGAACCAGGUCAAAAUACUAUCGUCCCUCUAAGCUUCAUUUGAUCUUGAGUUCAUUAAACAUUGAUAUAUUUUGUUAUAUUUUAGAAUUCUGAACAGCUAGGAUGAACAGUGUUACUUGUCUGAGUCAUACAUCCAUUCUCGUAACAUUAAACCAUUUAACCGAAAAAGAUAUCACCGCGUGAGCUCAUUGAGUACUUGGGUUACGUAUUUACAAGAAAUAACUGGUUUAUAUUUUCAUAAACCAUUGCUUUCCACCAAAAAUCUGCAAGAAAAUUAUUUAUAAUUCAUUUAAUGAGAAAUAACGUAGAUUUUUUUUAAAGAUUGGGCAUAUAUUUUGAUAUGCAUUUAAUCUGCAGGCAGUGGGCAAGGCGGUGAUGAUGGCAGGAGGUCUGACCAAGUUUUUGACGGAACCUCAUUUCAGUAGAUUAGUGAGCUUCCAGUGCUGAACAGCCAGGUUGGAAACUUGCAGUUGCACCACAGAGUCCACAAAAAGUAAACAUUGAAAUGUGAUGGAGGGACCACUGCAGUGUACAGGAGGGUAAUUGUGGGCCAGCCCAUUCAUGCUCACUUCACUCAGAGCAUGUACUUCACAGCGUAGAAGAAAAAAAUUGCAUUGGGACCACACAUAAGGGGUAGCAUCUUGGUUUGUGCGCUGUCUAAAUCAUUUGGUUCUUUUAGACAGAAACACUGUUCUCUUGUAUUUCAAUCUGCUCCAAAAUUGCAGUCAGCUACUUAUCAGUGGGAACAGAGCAGUUAAUGCUGCAUCAUUGUUUACAGCUCGCAGCUGACCUAUUACCACCCAAAAUUCAGAGAAAAUAUAUCCUAAUGUUAUUUUUUGAUCAAGUGGUAAAGCACACAGUUAGCUUGUUUAGAUGGAUUUUAUGAAAUACGUUGAUUAUUUGAGUAUGCAUGGUCUGUCCCUUCUGUUUCAGCACUGAAUGUUAUGAGGUGUCCAGUCUGCAAUCUAAUAUUUCAUCAUGUAAAAUUUGUUUGAUUAAUGGAUUAAAAAGGCUACAUUUCCAAUUUCUCAGCCCCAUCUUUGGCUUCAGAGUACUGGAAUUGCGUCAUGUCCACUGAGAAAUGGAACAGUUUCUUCUGAUGCUAAGUGUAGUUUGCUCAGAUUAUUUAUCUGGGGGGAUAUUUUGGUUAUUUCACAGUGUACAGUGAUGAAUAUUCUGUCAAACAUAUAAAAUUAUGUUACAUAUUUGCCUUGUGUAGUUUCAGAUCAUGUGCUAAAACUGGUUCAAUGCUGCAAUUUAGGCAGCAAAAAAAACAAAAUAUUUCAGUUUAACAGAAUUUGCUUUUGUCAGUGAACUCGGUAUAAUCCACAAUGCCAAUUUGAGACGUGUAUGUUAGUUAUGAAAAUUAAUCUUGUGACAGUUUUCCCUUAUACGUGGCUAUGAUUUCUCUAUUGCCUUUACUUCGUGCCUCACAUUGAGAAAUGAUUAUUUAAAAGGAAAUCUUGCCUUUGACAGGAAAUUCAUGUAAGCAGUGCUCCCAGGAUUCAGUUUUCUUUCCUUUGGUGUCAGAAAAUGCAGUGUUCUUUGAUCUAUUUACCAUUUACCACUAUUUUUCCAACAUUUGCACAAGAGAUUACGAAAGACAAAUAUAAAUAAAUUUAAUUCUGCGAUGGAUAGGUAGCUGCAAUAACAGCGUGGUAAUUGUUCCAAAAGUCAUUCUGGUGUGUUAUGUAAAAUAAUGUAGCUUGUGUAAGAAACUUUGUCUUGACUAUGGUUUAUACUGUAAAAUAAUGUUGUAAAGCGCAAUUUGGUUCCAUGUAGCAAGCGUGUUUCUGUAGUUAUUGUUAGUAUGUCACUAAAUUAGCCAAUUCUUUAUUAUUUGGUUUUUUUUUGUAUUUGAUUUUUUUGCCUUGUUGAGCAUGCUUAACUAACUCUAGAAUCUCGGAUGUGGAUAUCUUAAAGAUUUCAGCCAACUAAGCAGAAACUGCCAGAAAACAAUAAAUUCAGCUUUUCUAAUUGAAGUAUUAUUUUGCCCUGAAUAUCUAUUGUUUCAUUUUACAGAAAAUAACAUUAAUAUUUAAGUUAGUUUACAUUGCCCUCUAACCUCAAAAUGGCAAAAUCUAAAUUAACCUUCAUAACAAAAAAAUCCAUGUGCCUAUACAGUAUCUAUAUGAUGCAUCUCAUUCAAAUGCACAUGAUGUAAAUUGAAACUGUGUAUAAUUUGCAAAGGUAAACAGGUUUUAUAUUCAAGAACAUUCACUUAAUUAAGUGCUUAAUACCCCAAUGUUUUGUACUUUUCAUUUGUCUAUAUACUCCCUCAUCGAUUAUAUUAAGUAAAUUCCACAUUCUGUUUUAUAUAUUCUAUACUUUUUUAUGAAAUGUCAUAUAAUUUCAGAAAAUUGUGCAUUAAAAUUAUAUUGUUUUGACUUAGUUUUAAAAAUCAACUGAAUUUCUUGAAUAAAAGGGUGAGAGACACUAAAAACUGGUGUAUAGUUAUGGUUAUUAAAUCUAAAUUUAGCCUAGUUGGGCCAAAGAGGAGCCAUGCAGUUUUUAAACCAAUCAUCUUUUUUUAGUGUGGUUCUUUUGAAAUCAAAUUCACUCUGUAACAUGAUGCUAUACAGCUCGUAAGCAGUUGGACUCAUUUCAGAAAACAGAUACCCUGACGUUUAUUACAAUGCAUAAUUAAAUAAUAAAUAAUAUUUCAACCAGUUAAAAAUUUGUGUAGCCAGAUAGGGUUAAAGAAGUAAACUCUUUAACCUAUUUAUACAGUGGUAAGGGAGGUUACAGUGCUUCAAUCAUCUUUGUAUUUGGUGGUUUCCCUUGAGUUAGAGCUGUGCUGAAGAACCUGCUGACAGAUAUUGAGUAUGUGAACAUGGAGUCAGGGGGAAACUCUAGGUAGUGGAAAUUCACAACUCCUGGAAACAAUUACACUUUGUCAACCAGUGGCAUUGCUACGACAAUGUUGUGCUUAUAAACUAGAGAUCUGCUUCUGCACUUUGUUCUUAAAAUCAAUUCAAUAUAAUCAGUCACCAAUAUUAUUUUUCUUUUAAUUUGUUUCUUCUAACAAGAAUACAAUCAAAGCUAUUUUACUUCUCAGUGAAUUUAAAACAAAAGAGUUUCCAAAUUCCAUCCUCUAUUCCAUGAGCAUAUCAAAGAAUUAACAUAUGAAGUCGGUACCUAUAUAACUCUAGGUUUUUAGGGCAAAUUUAAUUUAUGCAGAUGGUCUUUAGAAGUUGCUGUACAAAGUUUGAAGCAUAUCUUGGUGGCUGCCCAGCACCACACAUCAUUGCAUGAACUCAAUGUUUAAAAUGAAUUUCCUUAUCCCAGUGUUUUACUACUUUGUAUUUGUUCCUGCGGACACAACAGUAUUGUGUUUAAUAGUUCUGCCUUCACUUUUCUUUGUGUUCCUGAGUACUACUUAGCGAUGUGUCCUGGUUCAUUGGUCACCACGUUAUGUACUACACCAUUUGUAUGUUCUUUAAAAUGUAAAGUUUCUUAGAUUGAA